AGAAUGGCAAGAAAGUUGGUAGAUGUGUAAUUAAACAUAGAGAGAAAGGCAAGGAACAAUUUAUCUAGAUGUAAAAAUGAUAUUAUUUAAAAUUAUACCUAAUAGAGGAGCUGAAUUGUAUGAUGAAGGAGGUGAUGGGAUUAAGAUUGGAAGAUAGAUUGAGUUGUGGGAGAAAUUCAAUGAUUAUUCAAUAGUUUAUUUUUAAGGUGAAUAUAAAAAUGGUCGAAAGGUUGGUAGAUGGGAUAUUUAUUUUAAAGAUUAUGAUUUGAAUUUUAAAAAGAUGUAAAAAUAUUGACUACAAAUUUAAGUGGUGGAGGAUCAUAUGAUGAGAAAGGUAAUGGGAUUAAGAAUGGCAUAUGGAAUGAGAUAAAUGAUUGUUUUAAGAAUAGUAAUUUAAUACUUGAUAAUGGUGAAUAUAAGAAUGGUAAAAGGAUCGGCACCUGGAUAUAAGUGGAUUUAAAGAAGAUUAUAAAACAUAGCGAAUUAAAAAAGGAUAAUUGA
Paramecium sonneborni is the source of this 501-nucleotide messenger RNA. The record is from the annotation of a GenBank genome assembly. NCBI's taxonomy places the organism in Eukaryota, Ciliophora, Oligohymenophorea, Peniculida, Parameciidae.